Molecule: messenger RNA, 1269 nt
Organism: Suillus paluster
Lineage: Eukaryota; Fungi; Basidiomycota; Agaricomycetes; Boletales; Suillaceae
Exons: 9
Coding region: 1-1269 (422 amino acids)
Source: RefSeq, a predicted model, not a curated record
AUGAAAGAUCCGCAAAAGCGGAUGAAGCAGAUAGGAUGCGAAAUGUAUGGAUUCGUCGGAUGGAGCAGAUGGCACUUGCAGAUUGGACAGGAUGCAAAUCAAAAUCAAAGGAAGUUCAUUAAAGAUUGGAUGGAUAGAAAAGUGGGAGAAAGUUACAUGAAUAACAAGAAAAAUGUGUAUGUUGGAUGGAUGUCGGAUGGACGCCUGAUGCAUUGGAAAAGUGGUGGAUACGAGCCUAGCGUAGGGAUACUCCCUACACCUGCCAGGGACUUAGAUACUGACCAUCCCUGCUGUGGACUUCUGAUGGAUGUGAAACGCGAGAAGACGGAUAAACAUGCAUCUUUAGCAACUGAUUCAAAUGAGGAUGAACAUAUCCGACGCGAAUUCGAUGUGAUCCGUGAACAGCUAGCGGGUGCAGCUAAAUCAGUACCAGAUGAUAAGGAUGAGUUGCUGGAGGAGAAGGAGGAUUGGAUGCAGCUAUGGGUAGAUCUGACAACUUGCUUGGAGGCAUGCAUAACAGUUGGAAGGGGGAAGGGCAUUGUCCUUGGGCUAUCUGUGGAUGAAGUGAUUGCAGGUGAUGCGGGUCAAUCGAUGUAUGAGCACUUCUGCGGACAGGUCAGCGCGUUGAAGGCAGCCGCUAUCCGGACGCCUGAGCCAAUUCAGCAGGAUACAACGAGUGUUGCGACUGGGAUGGUGACUAGGAAGAAGUCGGUGAUGGAGUGCAUGAGUGCUAAAGCUCCGAUCGAUCCGAUGCAUGUGGUGCAUACUCCUCCAUGCACUCGAUGCCAGGGAAAGGAACUUGUCUGUGAGGGUCCGAAGGGUCAGGGUUGCACUUCCUGCCGGACUGCGAAGCAAUCGUGUGACUAUGCGACAGGUUCUUGUUCUGCAGCGCAUAGAGAGAAGGCUGAUGUUAGCAGGGCGUCUGCAGUCAGUGCAUCUGUGAGCGGGUCUAUCCGUCGCACGGUCUCGUCUCCUACUCUGGACUCUGCUGCUAAGGAUGCUUCAUCGGAUGGGGAAUCUGAGGUUGCAGCCAAUCUGCCGCCUCGUUGUAUUUGUCCCCGUCCUACUCGUCAGACUAACAAGGGAAAAGGCCGUGCAAUCAAUGUCGAUGAAUAUGAGGAUGAGAAGUCGAAAAUGCGGAUGGAAAAUGAUGAGCUUCAUCAUGGAUUGCGCCUUGUGCAAGGUAAGCUUUUGAAGAUGUACGAAUUGGCAUAUGACUUGGUGGAUGACCUGAAGAAGAUGGAGGCGAAGUUGGUGGAUCGCAUGUAA